AUGAUGAAAUCUUCAAUCAUAUUUCUCUCCAUUCUAAUCUUCUCGACAACCUCAAACGCAUCAAACCAAAACGAGAAUCUCUCUGUCUACGAAAUCCUUGAGCAAUACGAUUUCCCAGUUGGUAUUCUUCCACAAGGUGCCACAAGCUACGAGCUAAACAAAAACACAGGCAAGUUUUCUGUGUAUUUUGAAGGAACCUGCAUCUUCGGUAUAAAAUCUUACGAUCUCAAGUACAAAUCCACUAUCAAGGGAUUUAUCUCCAAGGGUAAACUCAGUAAAUUGAAAGGUAUUAGUGUUAAAGUUGAACUCAUAUGGCUUAAAAUUGUGGAGGUGACUCGUCAUGGUGAUGAUCUUGAGUUUUCUGUUGGUAUUGUUUCUGCUGAAUUUAGUGUUGAUAACUUCUUAGAGAUUCCUCGGUGUGGGUGUGGUUUUGAUUGCCAUGGUUUGAAAAGUGAUGGUAAUUUUUCUUCUAUUUAG
This is a messenger RNA of Lathyrus sativus (Indian pea), 477 nucleotides long. NCBI's taxonomy places the organism in Eukaryota, Viridiplantae, Streptophyta, Magnoliopsida, Fabales, Fabaceae. The record is from the annotation of a GenBank genome assembly.